AAAAUACAGAAUCAUCACCAUUAUGUUCCUCAUCCAUCUGAGAAAUCAAAUACUUUUAUCUCACUCUUUUGCACGUGUGAAUUUCUUGUUAAGCUUGCUUCCCCAUUUAAAAGUGGUUUUGAAAGGCAAUCACACACUUUGAAUAGGUCAUCAAAGCAAAGCAUCGUAAUGCAACACAUGACAUGAAUGCGUAAAUCCAACACAUGACAUGACUCCCACCACUUUUGUCAUAAGGCAUGAUUAAAAAGAUUUCUCAGUAGUUUCUUUAGAUAUUUCUGUCAAUUUGGCCACCGUAGUUACUAAAAUAUGUGGUAUGGUUAUGUUAGGGUUUGAGGUAUGGAACUGAUCUUAUUGGCUUAUUACAUUGAUAACACUUUUUUUUCAGGCUUUAAUUUCACAGCUGCUUAAGUUGUGAAUAUAACUGUGAUGUCAAUCAUGUCUUCAUAAGACUGUCUUUGUUGUAAUUUAUGGCUCCAGAAACUAUUCAUACCCACUUUUAGGAUGUUGGGAGGCACGGUGGCCUCAUGGUUAGUGCACUCGUCUCUGGAUCGAGUGGUCCAUGAACCAAAACCUUUGAUUUCCAUAGGGACGGGGGACGAGUUCUGACAAAACGCAAUUGAUUGUCUAAAUCAUCCCUUUUAAAUAGAACAAAACAGUGAAAGCAUGGAUACCAUGGAGUCUGAAGGAGUUCCACCAGAGCAAUCUGAAUCAGAGAUUGCCAGAGAUGUUUCUGUGACAAAGGAAGAUGAAAUAAUGAGACUGGAAGAUAGUGAUGGAGACGAAGAUGUGCUGGAAGACAUUGGUGCUUUAUCCUCCGGUGAUGAAGACUUCUAUGUUGGUAAGAAGAAACCUAUUAGCAAAGGACGACCUCGCAAGAAGAUUCAACAACCUGCUAGUGUAUUUCCUGAGCCUCAAGUCCAUCAUAAGACAAUGCCCCCGAUCCCUGGCCUUCUGCAUGUGCGAAACAUCACCAAGGAAGAGUUAGCUAGGAUGGAUCCUGAGGAGCGGAAAAAACCUUACGCAUGCGAGAUUUGUGGGAGGCGCUACAAGAAUGGCCCAGGACUAAAGUACCAUUAUACACAUUACAAUCAUGAGCAGGAGACAGGUGCGACGAUGCACCACGAGGAGCCAGUGAUAUCUCACCCAUCCACUCCAGCACCCACUGUCCGUCCAGAGUCUCCAAAGGUUCCUGCUUCACCUCCACAGCAGAGAGGUCCUGGGCGUCCCAAGAAAGUGCCAGGGAGUGGCACAUCUCCAAACAACUACUGUGAUUUUUGUCUGGGCGACGUGUACGAGAAUAAGUCGACGGGAUAUCCAGAAGAACUAUUAUCAUGUGCAGAUUGUGGUAGAUCAGGGCAUCCCUCCUGUCUUCAGUUUACUGGCAAGUUGACAGAAAGUGUCAAGAAAUACAAAUGGCAGUGCAUUGAAUGCAAAUCUUGCACCCUUUGUGGAACUUCAGAUAAUGAUGAUCAGUUACUUUUUUGUGAUGGCUGUGAUAGAGGAUACCACAUGUACUGUCUAAAGCCACCCAUGCAAAAACCGCCUGAAGGUCAUUGGACAUGUGCAUUAUGUGAAACUGCCGUCACACCAGCUCCUGUCCCUCCGUCCCACAUGAUGAUCAAGGCAGAGUGGCACUGAAAUGAUGCAAUGAAUAUAUUGCGAUGCACACCCGUGUGUGCAUAGCAAUAUAUUUUAGUGGGUCAAACACGUUGUUAUUAUCCCCAUACAGCUCCAAAGUCUUAGUGAAAUCAUCAUACCCAGGGCUCGAAAAAAUUCCGUUCUGUUCAUUUGUCUGGGACAAGUAGAUUUUCCUGCUGGGCAGGUAACUUUUCAUCCUUACAUGUCCAAUGGUCAAGGACCCAGACAAGAUUUCUUCCAACUAAAUAAAAAAAGGUAAACUAAGAUUUGCCUCAGGCAAGUAAAUUUUGUGAGCUGCCUGUUUGAACAGCAAGCUUGAAUUCAAUUUUUUUCAAGCUCUGAUACUCAGUGAAUUCUAUGUCAUAAUUGCUGUAAGGUGGGUGCAUGAUAGUUCACGAGGAAGAUGCAACUAUAUGUUAAAGUAACACAAAACAAGCAAACAAGUCCAAAUAAAUUUAUUAACUAAA
Messenger RNA from Orbicella faveolata, 2105 nucleotides. RefSeq names its product zinc finger protein ubi-d4-like. NCBI's taxonomy places the organism in Eukaryota, Metazoa, Cnidaria, Anthozoa, Scleractinia, Merulinidae. The record is from RefSeq and is a predicted model, not a curated record.